CCCGGACGGAAUUCGUUAUAUCCACUCGCCACUGCUAAACGUGACAAACACGGCCGACAGGUUACUGUCCAAUUUUCUUCGGAUUAUCCAUUAUCCAUUCGAAGUCCAUUAUCCACUCCCUACGAACGAAGUGGAGCUGCAUACCUCACAAUGGCAUUGAAACUAAUUUCUUUGCCAUUUCAUACUGCCAUCACUACUGCCUCUCAAUCAAAGCUGGCGCAGUUCUCUGGCUCAAAGUCGGCGACUUUUGUUCAAACUUUUCCGAAACACGUCGAGGAAUCAGGUCGGAGAAGGCCGUAUUUAGCGUGCAUGAAAUCGGAGGAGGAUAACGUUUCAGAGGGGGAGAACCAAUGGGGAAAGGUCUCUGCCGUGCUGUUUGAUAUGGAUGGUGUGCUUUGCAAUAGCGAGGAGCUGUCUAGGAGGGCAGCUGUGGAUCUUUUCGCCGAAAUGGGGGUUCAGGCUACUCUUGAAGAUUUUGCACCCUUUACGGGCAUGGGGGAAGUGAACUUCUUAGGUGGUGUUGCUAAUGCAAAAGGUGUUAAGGGAUUCAAUCCCGAUGCAUCAAAGAAGAGGUUUUUUGAGAUAUAUUUAGAGAAGUAUGCAAAACCAAAUUCUGGCAUAGAUUUUCCCGGCGCCUUUGAGCUUGUCACACAGUGUAAAAGCAAAGGUCUCAAAGUUGCUGUUGCCUCAAGUGCCGAUCGCAUCAAGGUUGAUGCAAACUUAACAGCUGCUGGUUUGUCAUUAUUGAUGUUUGAUGCUAUUGUCUCUGCAGAUGCAUUUGAAAAUUUGAAGCCUGCUCCAGAUAUUUUUUUGGCUGCAUCAAAGAUUUUGAAUGUGCCCCCUUGUGAGUGUGUUGUGAUUGAAGAUGCAAUAGCUGGCAUACAAGCUGCCAAAGCAGCAAAAAUGAGAUGCAUAGCUGUGACCACAACAAUAGCAGAAGAUACUAUAGAAGCAGCAGCUCCGACUCUUAUCAGAAAGGAGAUAGGCAAUAUUUCAACUGAUGAUAUUCUCAGUGGUGGAUCUGAUUCGCAUAAGGUGAAGAUGCAGGCAUCUCAAUCUUUCAGUUAUUAUGCACCAUCUUCAAUUGAACCCAACAUUAAAGAGAUUACAUCUGUGCAGGAUAAAUACCCCACCAUUGAUCCAAUCUCCUGGUUUGGAGGUAUAUCUGUUGGCUCUUGAAGACACUUGAUUGGUCAAUGAAGACUGUCAAGACUAGUGAGCAAUUUUAACAUGUAUCACCUAUUCAACUUCUAGAUUAGCACAAGUAUGAUUUCAGUUUAAUGUUGACAUGAGGCUGCAUUACUGUAUGGCGUAGAGUGUUGGGCGGUGAAACAAUGUCACAUUCAAAAGAUGAGUGUGGCAGAGAUGCGCAUGCUGCGUUGGAUGUGUGGGCAUACUAGGAAGGACCGUGUGAGGAAUGAGACAAUCAGACAAAGGGCGGGAGUAGCACCUAUUGAAGACAAGAUGCGGGAGUCGCGCCUACGGUGGUUUGGUCAUGUGCGUAGAAGACCGAGUGAUGCACCUGUCAGACGAGUUGAGAUGUGUGGAGAAGAGGCAGGGAAGAGAGGGAGAGGAAGACCCAAACAGACGUGGGUUAGGGGAGUUUGAAGUGAUAUGCUUCUUCUGGGGUUUGAUGAGGGCAUGACUUUGGAGAGAACUAAGUGGAGGGCAGGGUGCACGUGUCCCGACACAAUGUUUUGAGAUAUACAAGUUUGGGCAUUUCUGUUUCCUGUCUUGUAUUCACCAUCACAAAUUGGAAGGCAAUGCAGUAUACGUCUCCAAAAGCUAUUUGGAACUUUUUAUUUGGAGUCAGCAGCCCUCCUUUUGGACAAAGUGAAGACUCAUCUCGCACACAGAGAAUUGAACAGCUCAUAAACUAUAUUUCUGAUGUAGAGGCCAGGAAAAAUACAACUACUGUGCCAGAGUUCCCAGCUAAAUUAGAUUGGCUUAAUACUGCCCCUCUUCAGCUCAGCCGGGAUUUGAGAGGCAAGGUCGUUCUUCUGGACUUUUGGACAUACUGCUGUAUUAAUUGUAUGCAUGUGCUGCCAGAUCUGAAAUUUCUGGAGAAAAAGUAUAAAGAAAUGCCUUUUGUUGUCGUGGGUGUGCAUUCAGCAAAGUUUGACAAUGAGAAAGACCUAGAAGCUAUUCGCAAUGCAGUGUUGCGCUAUGAAGUCACUCACCCAGUUGUUAAUGAUGGAGAGAUGAAUUUAUGGAGAGAGUUAGGUAUAAAUUCCUGGCCCACCUUUGCUGUUGUUGGGCCAAAUGGAAAGCUUCUUGCACAAAUUGCUGGUGAGGGUCAUAGAAAGGAUCUUGAUGACUUAGUUGAGGCGGCACUUCUUUUCUAUGGUAGAAAAAAACUAUUGGAUAGUAGUCCCAUUCCUUUGAAAUUGGAGAGAAACAAUGAUCCCUACUUGUUAGCAUCCCCUUUGAAAUUUCCGGGUAAACUGGCAGUUGAUGUUCUCAACAACCGUCUGUUCAUUUCCGACAGCAACCACAACAGAAUUGUAGUUACUGACCUUGAAGGGAGCUAUAUUGUUCAAGUUGGUAGCACAGGGGAGGAAGGUCUUCAUGAUGGUAAUUUUGAUGAGGCGACUUUCAAUCGACCACAGGGUCUAUCUUACAAUGCAAAGAAAAACCUUCUUUAUGUGGCAGAUACAGAGAACCAUGCUUUGAGAGUCAUUGAUUUCGUAAGUGAGUCAGUAAGGACCAUUGCCGGGAAUGGAACAAAAGGUUCUGAUUAUGAAGGGGGACAAACAGGAACUACUCAGGCUCUCAAUUCUCCAUGGGAUAUCUGUUUUGAUCCUGAGAAUGAGAUUGUAUACAUUGCAAUGGCCGGUCAACAUCAGAUCUGGAAGCAUUAUACAUUAGAAGGCGUAACAAAAGCUUUCAGUGGUGAUGGUUAUGAGAGGAACUUAAAUGGGUCAAGCUCCAGGAGCACAUCAUACGCACAACCUUCUGGGGUUUCACUAUCACCUGACCGAAAGGAGGCAUAUAUUGCUGAUAGUGAGAGUAGCUCCAUUCGAGCCGUUGAUCUAAGGACAGGAGGUUCAAAAUUGCUUGCUGGUGGUGACCCAAAUUUCUCAGAUAAUUUGUUCCGGUUUGGAGACCUUGAUGGAAUAGGUUCUGGAGCACUUCUUCAACACCCAUUAGGCGUUUUAUGUGGUCGAGAUGGUCAAGUUUAUAUAGCAGAUUCUUACAAUCACAAGAUUAAGAAGCUAGAUCCCGUUAGUAGAGCGGUGAGCACAUUAGCUGGCACUGGUCAUGCUGGCUUCAAGGACGGGGCAUCUUCAAGAUCUCAGCUCUCUGAACCAGCAGGAAUUGCUCAAGCAGAAAAUGGAAGAUUAUUCAUAGCAGAUACAAACAACAACCUUAUCAGAUAUUUAGACCUGAUCGUUGGAAAAGCUGAACUUCACACGCUACCAUUAAAGGGAGUUCCGCCUCCUGCAGCUAAAUCCCCAUCUUUGAAACGGCUUAGGAGAAGACGAGUGGACACACAGACCAUUGUUGUUAAUGGUAGUUCAUCAAAAGAAGCUCUGUUACAUCUCCAAAUAUCUGUGCCUGAAGGUUACCACUUCUCAAAGGAAGCACAAAGUAAAUUUAGCGUUGACAUGGAACCAGAGGAUGCAGCUCAGAUUUAUCCUAUGGAUGGAAGUCUCAGCACAGAAGGUUCUGCUGUUUUACAAGUCAGAAGGUCAUUGGCUUCACCUUCCACGGCAAGAAUUCAUUGCAAGGUUUACUACUGUAAAGAAGAUGAGGUUUGCUUAUAUCAGUCUCUGACCUUUGAAGUACAAUUUCAAGAGUUGAAUCCUGAUUUCUCUCCUGCCGAGAUCUCAGUUCCAUAUUUUGUAAAGCCAAAGGUAUUCUCUAAGGGUAGCUUCCCGUCUUAAGUACUUACUCAUUGAUCAAGAAGCACGUGAGUUACACAUCUUCUUUUUGUUGAUGUAAUAGUACUGAACAAAUGUUAUGUGCAUGCCGCAGACCUUAAAAUCAUAUGCAUUAGUAUAUAGACCCGGUCCUAAGCAUGUUCUUGAUGUGCAUGAUAGUUUGACUAUAAUGAGACAUUACCAUAUAUUGAAGUAAAUUCUAAUAGACCCGG
Cuscuta europaea is the source of this 4096-nucleotide messenger RNA. The record is from the annotation of a GenBank genome assembly. NCBI's taxonomy places the organism in Eukaryota, Viridiplantae, Streptophyta, Magnoliopsida, Solanales, Convolvulaceae.